AUGCCUGAUGACAAUGAGUCACUGGAUGAAGAGGAAAAUGAGGCUGAAGCAUCACAGGAAGAUGUUCCACGCUUACCCCGUUGGAGAACACCCCACAAUGCCAACAUCACUAAUUACCCAGAAUGGCAGGCCGGCCUUCCAAAAUCAGACGAUAUCAAGUCCCCCUAUGAAUACUUUAAGAUGUUUUUUUCUGAAGACAUUCUGGAAGUAGUUGUAGAGCAGUCAAAUUUGUAUGCCAUUCAGUGUAACACCAACAAGCCCCUUAACCUCACCACUAAAGAGCUGGAGCAAUUCAUGGGUACAGCAGUGUACAUGUCAUUGUUUGGAUUACCAGGCACCCGGAUGUUUUGGAACAAAGCCACCCGAGUUUCCCAGGUAGCUGACACCAUGUCACUGAAUAGAUGGGAGUUCAUCAAAAAAUGUCUGCACUUCAACAACAAUGAAGUGAGACAAGGAGAAAAUGUUGAUCAUCUCCAUAAAAUCAGACCACUGGUCACUCAUCUCACCUCAAAGCUGCAGACAAUCCCAAUGGGUGAGAAGUUGGCUGUAGAUGAGCAGAUGGUCCCUUUCAAGGGAAGAAACAGACUCAAGCAAUACCUGCCAGCAAAACCAAAAAAAUGGGGCUACAAGAUACUUGUCUUGGCUGGCUCUGAUGGUGUCCCGCACAAUUUUGAGAUCUAUACAGGGAGAGUUGUGCAACCCCCUGAGCUGCCAGAUGUAGGAGCAAGUGGCAACGUUGUCCUCCGCCUGGCCCAGCCAAUACCUAAACACCAGAAACAUAAGCUUUUCUUUGACAACUGGUUCACGAGUGUUCCUCUCAUUCUCACACUUGCUCAGCAGGGAAUUCACUGUGCUGGCACUGUCCGUAGCAACAGACUACCAGGUGUGAGCAUGAUGUGUGAUGCUGAGUUGAAGAGAACUGGACGUGGAUCUUUUGACCAGAAGACGGCCAUGGUUGGAGAAACCACCUUGCAUGCUGUGAAGUGGUAUGAUAACCGUCCAGUCAGUCUUCUCAGUGAUUACAUUGGAGCACACCCGGUCACUGAUGUUGAUAGGUGGGAUGGCAAGCAAAAAAAAGUCAUCAGAGUUCCCUGUCCUGCCGUGGUGAGAGAGUACAACAAGAAUAUGGGUGGAGUGGAUCUGCUGGACUCUCUCAUUGCACUGUACCGCACCAAAAUCAGGUCAAAUAAGUGGUACCACCGACUGAUGUUCCACUUUAUUGACAUGACCACCGUGACUGCCUGGCUGCUCUACAAGAGAGACUGCAGCAGCACUGGGAUGAGUAAAGAGGAACAGAUCAGGCUUUAUACGUUCAAGUCAUAUAUUGGAGAAAGCUUAUGCAAAAGUGGCAAGAAUCUGGAGCAUAAGAGAGGUCGUCCCAGUUCCACAAUUGCUGGGGAGUACAAAGAAAAGAGGAGAAGAGGACCCGCUACACCUAUUCCAGUCCCUGAGGUGCGUCUGGAUGCCACAGCCCACUGGAUGGUCAUGGAUGAAAAGAAAGGGAGAUGCAAGGUACCAGGAUGCAAAGGUACACCAAAAGCCAAGUGCCAAAAAUGUGACGUCCGCCUCUGUUUCACAUCCACCAGCAACUGCUUCCUGAGGUUCCAUACAGAAUAA
Molecule: messenger RNA, 1617 nt
Organism: Oryzias latipes (Japanese medaka)
Lineage: Eukaryota; Metazoa; Chordata; Actinopteri; Beloniformes; Adrianichthyidae
Source: RefSeq, a predicted model, not a curated record